Paramacrobiotus metropolitanus is the source of this 1573-nucleotide messenger RNA. RefSeq lists its product as uncharacterized. Gene Ontology annotation, biological process: carbohydrate metabolic process. The transcript is spliced from 2 exons. The record is from RefSeq and is a predicted model, not a curated record. Bases 203 to 1174 code for a protein of 323 amino acids. NCBI's taxonomy places the organism in Eukaryota, Metazoa, Tardigrada, Eutardigrada, Parachela, Macrobiotidae. Gene Ontology annotation, molecular function: cellulase activity.
CAUUACGGUAAAGUCGAUGUCCGGUUCAGAAUUGUUUAAAAGUUCUGUUGAAAGAAUUCUGCGGUCGCCACUGCAAACCCGCUGAACCGGCAAAUUGUUUUCUUGAAUACUCGUAACCGAUAACUUUAAUAUCACGUUCGGUCCCAAGCAAAUAUUUAUUUGCAUAUGAGUAUUUUUGACUUACAUUCCUGUAUCGUCAAAAAUGAUAUCGCUUCGAUGCCAGGGUUCACUUUUACAGAUAUCGCGUAUCCUCUCGUUGUUCCUACUGUCUUCUUACCUGUUGGAAGAAACCCUUUGCGCCGACAUUCAGUGGAACGGUAACUGGGCCUUCGGCUGCGAUUUCUCCGGUAACGAUCUCGAUCGCGCCCAGGUACCCGGGGAGCAGUGCGGUGGGCAGUGCUCCAGCAAUCCCCAGUGCACGCAUUUCUCCUGGACUCGCUGGAACGGUGGGACAUGUUUCUUGAAACGCGGAUCUAUCAGCAAAUCCAAUGCCAUCAAAACCGGGGACGAUUCCAACGUAUGCGGUGUCAUUCGCGAAACUGGCGGUGGCGGUACGCAGACAGGGAAGACGACCCGCUACUGGGACUGUUGCAAACCCAGCUGCUCGUGGAAUGGUAAAGCCGACGUGAGCAAUCCUGUCAAAACCUGCCGCAAAGACGGUUUCACCCAGCUGUGGGAUGUCAACGCCCAGAGCGGUUGCGGCGGUGGAGAAGCGUACGUUUGUAACGACAACAUCCCUUGGGCAGUCAACGACAACCUGGCUUAUGGAUUCGCUGCCGCUCAUAUCAAGGGCUCCGAUGAGCGCGGUUGGUGUUGUGGGUGCUAUAAACUGGAUUUCACCAGCGGACCGGUGUCCGGCAAGUCCAUGAUCGUGCAAGUGGUUAACACCGGCGGCGACCUCGGGGAGAAUCACUUUGAUCUGCAGAUUCCGGGCGGCGGUUUCGGGAUCUUUGAUGGAUGCACGCGACAGUGGGGACUGGCAGAGAGUGUGUGGGGAAAUCGGUACGGUGGGGUGUGGUCGCGGGAUCAGUGCAAUGCGCUGCCGCAGCCGAUUCGGGACGGAUGUUAUUGGCGGUUUGAUUGGUUUAAGGGAGCGGAUAAUCCAAGCGUGAACUUUGCACCGAUACAGUGUCCAGCGGAACUGCAGCGUAAGAGCAACUGUGCUCGAAAAUAGUGAAACCGUAAUGCAUCACGAUUCACGAAUUACAGUAUGUGGAUGUUUACUUAUAUAUAGAUAUAACUACUUACAGUAGAUACGGAAGUUAACAAAACAAUUUUCAUAGAUUUGGCAAGAAUAUUGGAAGAAUUAGCGGAUUUUGAAUAUAAAUGCGAUAAUUUAGUAUAAAAAUUGAUUGUGCAAGUACAAUGCUGAUCAAUUGAACAUUGGUUCAAUUAUCAUUAAUUCUGUUGUUGUUAUACUUCAAGUACUGUCAAAAUGUUACAACUUUAUUCAUGCGAAGGAGCUGGUGGAACUUAUGCCUUGGACCUUUAAAUGUGCAUUGCACUGACCAGUCGCAUUGUCUAACCGUCAGUCGUGCGUCAUCAAACAUUGCUGCAAGCAGUCCCGUUUCUA